Leptopilina heterotoma is the source of this 3200-nucleotide messenger RNA. It is a transcript of the gene Mau2, whose product is annotated as MAU2 chromatid cohesion factor homolog. The transcript has 8 exons. Bases 258 to 2048 code for a protein of 596 amino acids. Gene Ontology annotation, cellular component: chromatin; SMC loading complex. The record is from RefSeq and is a predicted model, not a curated record. NCBI's taxonomy places the organism in Eukaryota, Metazoa, Arthropoda, Insecta, Hymenoptera, Figitidae. Gene Ontology annotation, biological process: maintenance of mitotic sister chromatid cohesion; mitotic sister chromatid cohesion. Gene Ontology annotation, molecular function: protein binding; double-stranded DNA binding.
CCUAUAUAGUCUUGGUUUUGUGCGCAGUACUGUGUAUUGGUUCCAAUGAAUAUAAAUAUUAUGCAAUAAAGCGGCUUAAAUAUACUGAAUUUAAGAAAAGAAGGGCAUAAUGUGAAUGUAACUAUGGUGAAUAAUCGCGUGUAAUUGCUUGACAAAUAAGUGUAUAUCAUUUGAAAGUUCUGUUUACGGAAACUGUACAUUUUCAAUCUCUCUUUCGCGGGUUCUACAGUUUCUUUUCAUCAACGAGAAAUGUCAAAAUGGCGUCUUCUCAGGACGCUUGGUAUCUAUCGCUAUUAGGUUUAGCUGAAAAUUUUCGCACUUCUAAUCCGCCAAAUAUAAAAUCAUGUAUACAGUGCCUCCAAGCAGUUUUCAACUUCAGGCCACCUCCCAGGGUCGAAGCAAGAACGCAUUUACAACUUGGAAAUAUAUUGCUUAUACAUACAAAAAACAUUGAACUUGCUCGUUCUCAUCUUGAGAAAGCUUGGAGGCUAAGUCAAAAUAUAAACACAUUCGAUGACGUCAAGUUCGAGGCAGCAAGUGUUGUUGCUGAAUUGUACGAUCAACAACAACAGUCGAAUUUGAGUAAACCAAUUUUAAGGAAGGCCAUAGAACUGUCACAGCACAAUGUCUACUGGCAUUGUAGACUUAUUUUUCAAUUGGCGCAAAUCCACGCGUCGGAAAAAGACUUUGUCGUGGCAAGCAGUCUGCUUGCAGUUGGUGUGGACUAUUCUCACAUAAGUAGUGCUAAUUAUACUCGAGUUUUGUUUCUAUUAAGUAGAUGUAUGCUCAUGUUAAUAGACAAAAAGAUUGUGGAAGUGCAUCCACUGUUAACCUCAGCCGGUCAUCAAGUUGAAAAUUGGCAAGGUAGUUCCUACCAAAAAGAAUAUCUUAAAGUCUACUACUUGGUUCUACAAGUUUGUCAUUUCCUAAUGGCUGGGCAGGGAAAGAGUGUUAAACCUUGUCUGAAGCAACUGCAACAAAGUAUACAGACAAUCAUUUCCCCAAAUUGGCCCUCAGACGAAGUCAUAACCGGCUCGAACAUUGGUGACAUGUUUAUUUGGAUGCCAAAGGAACACUUGUACGUUCUAGUUUAUUUGGUAACUGUUAUGCAUUCAAUGCACACAGGUUACAUGGAGAAAGCACAGAAGUACACUGACAAAGCUCUCACGCAGAUUGAGAAACUUAAAUUUGUGGAAAACAAACCAAUUCUUUCUGUCUUUCAACUAAUGUUACUCGAGCACAUAGUGAUGUGUCGACUGGUUAUGGGAAAUAAGAGUACGGCCCUUGCAGAGAUUUCGCAAGCUUGUCAACUUUGUAGGCAGCAACCAAAAUUACUUCAGGGACAUAGACCUCAGCUGCAUACGCUCAUUGGCUUGUAUGCAAUGUCGAUGAACUGUAUGGAAGCGGCGGAGGCUCAGUUUUUGGCGGCGUUACGAGUGAGCAGUACGACAGAACGAGAGUUACAAACAUUUGCCAAUUUAAAUCUCGCUAUAGUUUAUCUUAGAACAAAAAGGGAUCAGGAAUUAGGGACUCUCUUGGAAAGAAUUAAUCCUGAAUCUUUACCAUCACACUCGCAUUCCUUAAGGGCGGCGGCAUAUUAUGUUCAAGGACUUCAAGCAUUUUUCGGUGCUCGCUACAAUGAGGCAAAGAGGUACUUGAGGGAGACGUUAAAAAUGGCAAAUACAGAGGAUUUGAACAGGUUGACUUCGUGUAGUCUUGUUCUUCUUGGACACAUAUUUCUUUCUCUGGGCAACAAUCGGGAGUCAAUGAAUAUGGUGACGCCGGCAAUGCAGUUGGCUUCCAAAAUUCCCGAUGUCCACGUACAACUUUGGGCGACUGCAAUUCUUAAAGAUUUAUACAGACUUUGUGGGGAACCAACAAGAGAGAAUGAUGCUUACCAAAUGCACUGUAAUUUCUCUCAAACGCUGCUGAAGGAUCAUUUCCAAAGUACACAAAUGAGUGAGUACGCGCUCAUUCAAUGGACUGAAGGACCAGUGCCUGUUUUACCCAACAAUCCUCCUCCUUCCACUUCUCAAGCGAUUCUUUAACCCGAAUAAAAAAAUUCUAUUCCCUCAAAUUUACUUAAAUAUUCCAAAUGUUCCGUUGAAUCGGUUACUCUUGGGGAAAAUGAAAAUUUAUUUUCAUUCUUUGGGAAAAAGAAAAAAAAAUUCAUUUCGUAAUGAGUCAUUUUUCAUAGAAACGUCACUGAGAUACAUUUUAACUGAGAAAAAAGGAGUGAAAGAGAGAGAGAGAGAGAGAGACCACAUAUUUUGACAUCCGUUUGUAGUACGGUGAUCCAUUUUUUACAAAAAGAAAAAUAGUUUAGCGCAAUAAUGUGCUGUAAAAGAAAUCAAAUAUAAAAGAUCGGUUUAUUUUUCUUUUUUGCUAUUCUAUGUUUUAUAAUUAUACGUAUUGUUUUUUUUGAAAAAGUAUCAAACCAUUCAGUCAUUCAUUAAGAGUUUGUUGAGGGGAUGAAAAUUAUUUAAUUGCUUCUUCGAGUAGAUUAUUACAAAAUUUAUUAAUAACUAUUUUAGUCAAUCUUUUUUCAAACUCCAGCCUCGGCAAAAAUUUAUUUGACAGAUUUCGAAAAUCGAAUUUCGACGAAAUUCUUAGUGACAAAUUUGUAGUAGAAAAAUACUAAUUCUAAUUAGUAUUCUAAUUAGUAAACUUUACUAAUUUACUUUGUACUUUUCUACUACCAGUUCGUUACUUUCAACUUGAAACAGUUGCUAAUUUAUUUAAUAAAUAAACUGUUAUUUAUUAAUAUUUAAACUGUUCAGUUAGUCAAGAGUGACUUUUUUCAUUUAAAAAUGAAGAAAUUAAUGAAAUUAAAUUAUAAAUAAAGAAGGUAAAGAAUAUUUUGUGAUGGAUUGGUUGUUUUGAUUUUGAUUGAUAUUUUUGUCAUGAACUAAAUUUCCCAACUAAGUAAAAAUAGAUUUUGUUUAGAAGCAAAAUAUGAUCGUUAGUAUACUAGAUUCUAAUUAGUAAAAAUUUUAAAAGUGAGACUGCUUAUUUGAGAACAAUAACUCCCAAAUAAGCAGUCUCAAAUAGCAGAAAACCUGAUAUAUAUUCUUUUGAAAAAAAACGUAUUUAUUAAUACGUUCAGUAGAAAAUGUGGUUAAUAUAACUAAUACGUCUUAUUUUUAAAAAUUACUUUUACAUAAUCAUAAGUAAUCGUUUGAUGUUUUGAUAAAAUUGAA